Molecule: messenger RNA, 845 nt
Organism: Cloeon dipterum
Lineage: Eukaryota; Metazoa; Arthropoda; Insecta; Ephemeroptera; Baetidae
Gene: Fdx1
Product: Ferredoxin 1
Exons: 6
Coding region: 181-705 (174 amino acids)
Biological process (GO): positive regulation of oxidoreductase activity; P450-containing electron transport chain
Cellular component (GO): mitochondrion
Molecular function (GO): 2 iron, 2 sulfur cluster binding
Source: RefSeq, a predicted model, not a curated record
CUUGAUUGAUUUGUUUACUUUUCCUGUUGAUGUAGAGACAUUGCGAGAGGAUAGCUAUUUACAAAAUUCACGGAAUCUAUUUAGAGAACCAUUUUGAAGGCAAUAACAUUCAACCAAUAGAUUUGCAUCAGUGAAAAUUUGUGUUAAAACCAUUUGAAUUUUGCAAUAUCUCUUGCCACCAUGAUUAGAAGGCUUGCCAGUGGACUAUCUUUUGCUAGAAUAAAUUACAUCAAGAUGCAUUGCUCCGCAGAUAUUUUGCAAGCAAGAACCACAUUGAAACACAAUUUCUCUAUCUCUUCAGUUCAUCGUAACGGGGAGUAUGAAUAUCAAGAACCAAAAAGCGAGGAUGAAGUAGUUAAUGUCAUUUACGUAGACAAGAAUGGAAAAGAAUUUCCGAUCAGGGGAAAAAUUGGUGACAAUUUGAUGUAUCUGGCCCACAGACAUGAAAUAGAAAUGGAAGGUGCAUGUGAAGCAUCCCUAGCCUGCACUACGUGCCACGUCUAUGUAUUAGGUGAACACAAAGACCUUUUGCCUGAGGCAACUGAGAAAGAGGAGGAUCUGCUGGACCUUGCACCUUUCCUGAGGGAGGAUUCCAGAUUGGGUUGUCAAAUCAUAUUGAAUAAGGAGCUUGAAGGUUUGCGUGUGCAGCUACCUGCUGCCACAAGGAACUUUUAUAUCGAUGGCCACAAACCAAAGCCCCAUUGAAAAAGUUAUAAAUAAAUUAGCGCAACAAAUGGAAUUCAUAUUCGUUACUUUGUUAUUUUUUUUCAAAAGUCAAACACAUGGAACUUAGUUAGUGCUCACAAUGUUAUGUUAAUAUAAACUUGAUUUUCUUAAAAAAUGAA